Lotus japonicus is the source of this 1072-nucleotide messenger RNA. RefSeq lists its product as uncharacterized. The coding region runs from base 201 to 848 and encodes 215 amino acids. The transcript is spliced from 6 exons. The record is from RefSeq and is a predicted model, not a curated record. NCBI's taxonomy places the organism in Eukaryota, Viridiplantae, Streptophyta, Magnoliopsida, Fabales, Fabaceae.
CGACUCCACUGUGGUUUUGAAAUGGAGCCACGUUCCCCCAUCAAUUCGGAUCAUCAAAAAAUGACUCAUUUUCAAACUUGCCCAUAACAACACGAUCCAUUUAGAUUUAUAUAUAUAUAUAUACUAUACAGCACCAUCAUCACCCAAAUCUUAGCUUUGUUUUUAUUAUCUCUCUUACUCUGUUCGACUGUUACAGAGAAAUGGCCUUCGCUAGUGUCACAGCUCUUGUUGUUGUUGCGUUUCUUCUUGUCCAACAACCUCUUUCUGCAAAAAGUGACUUCCUUUCUCCUCUGCUUGCUCCCAUCUUUGAUGAUGUGUGCAAAAAAGUGGAAUGUGGAAAAGGAAGUUGCAAGGCUUCUCAGAACAGCACUUUCUUCUUUGAGUGUGAGUGUGAACCUGGUUGGAAGCAAGCACCUUCUUCCAAUGAUACGCUUGGCUUGAAGUUUCUUCCUUGCAUCGUUCCCAAUUGUACAUUGAACUACUCUUGCUCCAAAGCCCCUGCCCCUGCUCAAGAAAAAGCAAGAAAAGUCGAUGAAUCAGUAUUUGAUGCUUGUCAUUGGGUUGAUUGUGGAGGUGGUUCAUGCAACAAGACAUCCAUGUUGUCCUAUAGUUGUGAAUGUGAUGCUGGCUAUUACAAUCUCCUCAACGUCACUUCCUUCCCUUGCUACAGAGAAUGUGCUCUUGGCAUGGGUUGCUCUGACCUUGGACUAUCAAUGUCAAAUUCUUCCACUUCUGAACCACCAGCAUUGAAUGACAACAGUAAGAAUGGGGCUAGCUCGGCUCUACAAGGAAGUUCCCUUUGGUUGGUCAUGCUGAUUAUGUUCAUGGCAAAGAUCCUGUUGCAAUAGGACAGUUGCUGGAUGGACUUAGCAGUAUCUUAUUUUGUAGUCAUUACUCAUUAGAGCAUCUUUAAUGCUAGUAGCUUAGGAGUUUCUUACUACAGAAGAGAGAUUAUGGUUUGAUUUCUUGUGUAUUUUGCCUGGGUUUUUUCAUACUCCUUGUACAUUUAUCAACAUAUAUUGCUGAUUCAGGACCUUAUAAUUUUUUGUGCUACCCAAGUGUCAUUACUUUC